AUGGAGAAAAUGAGGGAAGUGCCGCCGCGACUAUACCUUCUCCUCGCCAUCGUUCUAUUUUUGGCCACUUUCGGGCUUACCGGCCUUGUUGUGGCACCCGCCAGCGUCCUGUGCUUCGUGGCAGGGUAAUUUUGAAAAAAGAUUUUCCCGAAAAACGAUCAAUUACAGAUUUCUGUACAUUUUCUAUCAAACUGGCGUCGAAAAGUCGCAAAAAGUGGACGAAGAGCUCGUGGCGACGCUCGAAUCGUUCAAAUUUCAGUCGGGAAUUGAGCAGCUGCUGCGAAAUGCGAAAAGAUUGAAAGAGCAGAAUCAGUACGUCGAGGUGCACUCGUUGAGCAACUCGCCGCAGUUGGAUCAGGUUUUAGAGCAGGUGGGAGGCGGUUUUAGGCCAAAAUUAUACAGAAUAACAAAAAAAAUCACAAAAAUGACUCUAGACGCCGUUAGGAGCUAACCUCGACAAUUUCAGAUUCUCGGCAACAUUACACGUGAUUACAUCGGAUUCUGGUACAAAAAUUUGUCGAACGACACGAUUUUCGAGCAAAGUCUGAAAAGGACGUCCCGCAGAUCGGUUGCCUCGCUCACACAGUGGUAAAUUUUACAAAAAUUCCAAAGAUUUCCGCAGAAAUCUCAAUUUUGCAGCCUACGUCAGGUGGAUUGGGUGCCUUUGAUCACUCGUGACGUCGUCGACGAUUUCGCAUCGCAUCUUCGACUUUUCCGAAAGGCAAAAGAGAGAACCGCGUUUCAGAAUGGUAACAAUCGGAUUUUUCACCUAAAUUUGUCCUGAAAAUCGCAAUUUCCCACGCAAAUACCGAAAAGCUUCAUCACAUGUUAAUUUGACCUGAACAUUCGAUAAUUUCUCCUAAAUUCUGCAUGUUUUCAGACAAAAAAACGGAAAAAGAGUCGAAAUCGAAGGAGGAGAUGGACGCCGAGCUGCUCAGCAACUUUUUCGAUUUCGAGUUGGAAAUGGAGAAAUCGCUGUGCCGAGAUUUGCUUUCGACGACUCCCCACUACGAAAAUGGUUAGAAUGAGCGAAUUUAAGCGAAAAGCAGCGAAAAUUGGGCGAAUAUUAAAAAAAAACGUAUAAGAUUGUUACAGCGUACCUACACGACCUCGUCGACAUCAUUCUGUAUCUGAUUAUGCCUCCCGAAGACUUCAGAUGCCGUCCCCUUCGGUUUUUGCUAAGAGAAGUCGUUGGUAAGCGCACAUUCUAGGCAAAUUGUAAAAAAAAGUUCUUGAAAACUCUAAAAGGCAUUCUUAACUAACUAAUAUUGCCGCGCGCUUUCCACCGAAUUUUUCUUAAUUUUGCAGUGCGAAAAGUGAUCCUGCCGACGCUGGACUACUUGUCCGACCCGAACGAGAUCUUCCAGCUGAUCGUGUGGCUUCUCAGCGAGGUCGAACCGAAACCCGACGAUUUUGUGGCGUGUCUCACGAAUUCGACGUGCGCCGACGAGCUGGAGGCCGUUUUUCAGUCGAUUGUCGACGAGAAAACGGUCAUGCGCGGCAAGGAUUCCGGCGGAGAACAAGGUAUUUCCAUUUUCUCGAACGAUUCCAGGUGUUUAGUGUUUUUGCAGACACAUUUGUGAAACAACAGUUGGCGAGUCUUCAAUUCGUCGAAAAUCUCGUCAGAAGGCGCAUCGACUUUCUGGGAUCCAAAGAUUCCGCGUAUUUGGUGAGAAUUAGCGUUUUUGUGCACUAGUUUCAAAGUUGCCUGACAAUUUCAGUCGAAAUUCGGCGAAGACGGGGAGCAACUGGUGCAACUACCGCUCCACGUCAUCCUCACCAACUCGACCGCCCUGUCGCAAUUCAUCGAGUUCCUCAAAUCGGCCGGCGGACAGAAUUACAUUGAUUUCUAUCUGGCCAUCGAGGUACUGAACUUGUGGCGCACUUGCUGGACACGAUAUUAUCAGUCCAAUAGUGUGUUCAGUGAAAUUUCCAGCCUGUUAAUUUCAAAUGUUCAGAUGUGUUGAGGGAAUUUAUUAACGUUUCGCCGGAAAGCUCAAAGACUGAUAAUAUCGUGUCAUAUUGAUUGAUGAUAGCAUUUGGCUCUUCUAAAAGUACGGAAUAACUCCUCAAUUCUUUCAGGGCUUCAAAGUAUCCGUCGAGCAUCAGAUGAGAUCACUUUCAAAAGGAGAGCUGACCGAAAGGGACGCGUACGAGACGGUCAAGGAGGCGGCCAAGUACAUGUACGAUCAGUACUUGUCCGAAGAGGUAAAACUGUCAUUUUCGAUGAAAUCAGAACUGUACAACAGUGUUUUUCAGUCAAGAUAUUCGAAAAUCCUCAAUUUUUUAGGCCAUAACACGCGUUCCACUGGAUGACGGCCUAAUCUCGAAGUUCCUGCACCGCCUGAAAAACGACGAGCCGCACGAUUUGUGGUUCGAAUCAAUUCAGGAGAAGGUGGUCGAGACCCUGAAAACAGACGAUCACUUCUUUCCGGCGUUCAAAAAGUCGGCGGCCUACGUGAAAAUGCUUCUGGAACUGGAGAUCAUCGACGAGGAUCGGAACGACCCGGAAAUGUCCGAAUCCGAAUCGAUCGCCUCGUCGAUUUCCUCCUCGCAGGACCCGGAACUGGCGGCCCGAAAGCUGUCGGUGGAGGAGAAUUCGGGAGCGUUGGAGGGCGAGCCCGUCAUGACGGCCGUCGUCGAAACUCUCGGCAUCGGGCACCAGGGAAAACAGACGUACGCGCUGUACAACGUGCGAGUCAGUCGGUGUGUGGACGGGAACGAAGUGAGCAGCUGGAAUGUGAUACGACGCUACUCUGACUUUCACACUCUGCACUCGGUCCUCACGCAGAAGGUACAGACAAAAACGGGGGAAAACGUAGUUGAUUGAUGUCAGUGGAAACGUCAGAUUUUGAAGGGAAUUGAAGAAAAAUGUGAAUUUUCUGUCCGGGUUCUGGUCCGCUCGGAAUAUAUAUGGCAAGUGGUCCAAAAGCCCGUGCCAGCUCUGAAUUUACGGCCUAAUCGUUCGCGCAAAUUACAGUUCCCGAAACUGGCGACGCUCUCAUUCCCGGGCAAAAAGACGUUCAACAAUCUGGAAUCGCAGUUUCUGGAGAAACGAACGAAGGCGCUGAACAUGUACAUGGCGACCAUUCUGCAACCGUCCCUCCUCCGCAACUACCCCGAAAUGGACCGUGUCGUUUUCGAUUUCCUCUCGCAGAAACGCUACGCGAACUCGGAUCCGCUGACGAAAAAGCUGAUGUCGGCGAUGUUCGAUCCGAUCCGCAAUGGCGUCAAAGCGAUGGGCAACACGGUGAUGGCGGUGCCGGAUCAGGUCUUCGAGGGGGUCACCAAGAUGGGCGCCGGCAUUAACAACGCCGCCAAAAUCAUCAUCAAUCCGAUCAGCGGCGGCAGUGUUCCCAAAGGACCGCCGGUCAUGGAGACGGAUCGAGUCGCCGCCUCGCUUACGGAUACGGUACGUGUGGGGGACCACUGGGACGAGGCCCUCAUUCACAUUUGACUGGCGUUUCACACGUUUUCCAUGAGAAACAACUGAGAACGCUCAAAAUUCUCCAUUUCCGACACUGAUCUGGUCAAAAACUGAGAUUUUUAAAUCCAAUUCUAAAAUCCGAAUAAAACGAUACAUUUUUCUUGUUUUGCAGGAAGCGGAGAACAUUCCGCUGCGCGUGCUGGUCCUAGUGGUCAGCGAGGUGUUCGGCGCGCAAGGAAGUGCGUGGUUCCGGCGACAAGUGGUCACCGUAAUCCGGCACAUUGUCACUCCGUUCGGCACUUCGAUCAACAAACGCAUCGUCGACAUUGUCAACUGGCUCACUUCCGAACAGCAAGUCGGCGGAUAUCUCAACUCGUUUCGGUAGGAACCGGAUAAUAUCGGGUUGGAAAACAAAUUGAAUAUUGUACAGAAAAUCGUUUUGGCCGGACGGAGAGUUGGCCGGAGAAUACGUGCCGAAACCGCCGGAGUUCCACCAUAAAACGCGAAUUUUGGCGAAGACGCUCAUGUUGUCAUCGCUGCCCGACGAACUGCGCAUCAUUCUAGGCACCAAUGUCAGCUACAAAGUACGGAAAUGGAACAGUCUGAAACUAUUGAAAGCUGUCUGAACUACUUCCGCAAUCUAGACAUUUCUGACUUUUCCCGGACUGUUGGUCAUACAUGUUUAACCGAAAAUACAAUUUGAAAUUGUUUGUAAAAAUCCACUCUUUUGCAGGGAAUCAACACAAUAUCGGAGGCGUUCCAGAACAAACAACUCAACCGACGUUUGCUGUACGUGCUUCUGGAGCGCCUGCUCAUAAAAGUGUUCCCGUCGAAUCGAUUCGAGAAGAUUUUCGCCCAAUUGCACUCGAAAUCGCCGAGAACCAAGAAAAUGUGAUAGUUUUUAAUUUUUUGAACAUUAGCUUUUUUCUCCAAUUUUCCCCGUCCCCAAACCCCUAAUGGUUGUGCUGAAUUUGAAAAAUCUGUGAAAAAAGUGUGUUUUUUCCUCAAUUUUUUCACCUUCCGCUCAACACCUUGGUUGUGAUAGUUCAAAUUUUUCCCGCCAUGUUUGUAUACACCAUUCCUCGCGUCUCUUUUUUUUGCCAUUUUACACCCAUCUCACCGGUUUUUCACAUUCUAACGUUCACAAAGCCUCUCCGAAAAUGUCUUGUGCCAAAGUGUGUCAGCCAAAUGAUGAAUUUUCCAUGUUAAACAUUUUUUUUUUGCGAUUAUAUUUCCAUUUCUUCUUCUGCGUGUUUUUCAGCAAACGCCUGGCUAUCUGUGAAGCAGUACUAUGAAAUUGAAUCAAUUUUGAAAAAAAUGUCAAGAGUUUGCAACAAGUCUCUUGCCAUCACACUUUGUCGAUAGCGAUUGGACGCAUCAAGAACGCCGCCACCAUGGUGCACUUUUUGCUCCGAUCACUGUCGCAAAAUAAUAGAGGCAGAGAGUCUAUUGGCCACGUUCCGCUUUUUUACCCUUUUUUUGACGGUAAAAAUGCCAGCAAAAGCCCACAUCUUUUCUAUUCCUCUCACGUUAAAUUCUAUCAUUUUUUUCAGGUCCCUUCGCGGUCACAAACCUUCAGAAAAAUAGCAGAGAAACAGGUAAGAGAAAAGUUUUUUCGGUUACCAAAUUGUUGCUUGUGUGCUCUAAUAAAUCAUACCAAAGCCCGUAAAUCGACACAGCCCGCUUGUUGCAAGUGCGCCCCAUUGAGCACUCGCCCCUUGCCAGAUUCUAAUUUUCGCAAAAAAAGUUGCGCGUUUCGUUGCUGAACAAUAAAAAAUUGCAGCCACGCCGCCUACCCGAUAGAGUCGUUCUAUUGCAAAAUGCCGCUGAAGGAGGGCAGAGGCAGACAGUGCAUGCACGUGGCGCCGCUUCAGGACCUCAUCGAGCACGUCUCCGCGCACAUGUAACUUUCUUUUCCUAAUUGUCCACAAAAAAACGCGUAAUUUCCAGGGGAUUCGAGGUUUUCCAAUGCCGAAAGUGCAAGAUUGGUUUUCGAGACGGAGAUCGAGAAGCCGAACGGCCGACGAAGAGCGAACACAUGAUCGCCGCUCCAGAUCGUCGAGAAGAACCGAACGGGGAAGGAAUUUGAAGCCGGACUCGUGAGUGAUAAUCGGACGGUCUCGCCGCGAAAUUCAUCUUUGAACGCGCUUCGAAAACUGCUGGAAAUUCGGAGAAAAGCAUACUAUCGGGGCAUCUCAAAGUGAAAGCGCUCUGUCGAGAAACCCCUCUUUUUGUGAUCUCCGGGUCCACGAAACCGAUGCCCCGAUAGUACAUGAGCGGAAUAUUUAAAUCGUGCUUAAAAAAAUGUUCGCCGUGAAAGCAAUCUACUAAAAUUGCGCACAUUUUCAGGAUGAUCUCGACGGUGGUGCGGAAGCCGAGCGCAUUCGGACAGGGCUCGUCCGGGAUCUCCUACUCGACUGCGCGAUCCGGGUCGCCGGGAUUCGCGCGAUUAUCGCCCAAUUGCACUCGAAAUCGCCGAGAACCAAGAAAGUAUAA
Messenger RNA from Caenorhabditis sp. 36 PRJEB53466, 5923 nucleotides. The record is from the annotation of a GenBank genome assembly. Lineage: Eukaryota; Metazoa; Nematoda; Chromadorea; Rhabditida; Rhabditidae.